Rhipicephalus microplus (southern cattle tick) is the source of this 790-nucleotide messenger RNA. RefSeq names its product cytosolic iron-sulfur assembly component galla-1 (gene galla-1). The record is from RefSeq and is a predicted model, not a curated record. Lineage: Eukaryota; Metazoa; Arthropoda; Arachnida; Ixodida; Ixodidae.
GAACUAGACGCUGUUGGAUCUGAAUAGAAUCUGGAUGGCGGACCAGCUGCUGCAGGCACGAAAUGCCUCGGCGUCUGCUGCGAUUUCUGCAUGUUCCACGAAAUAUGUGCUAAGAAGCUUCCAAAGUCUCAUCCUUGAUGUCCCUUGCAACCAGUUCAUCGUGACAUCUCUGCCGUGUUCUAAAAAUGGGCGUUCUUGAUGACAGAACUCGGAUGCUUGUUGAAGAAGUCUACGGUAGACAAGCCUUCAACUUAAAUCUGAUAAAGGACAUUCGUGAUCCCGAGAAGCCUCAAACACUGGAAGAGCUUAGCGUUGUAUCCGAGGAAGAGAUAAGCGUGAGCACCGACCGAGACACCUACAGUUACGUAAGCGUCACCCUGAUACCGACCGUGCCUCAUUGCCACCUCGCUGCGAUUAUUGGACUCUGUGUGAGGACGAAACUGGAGGAAAACUUGCCUUACAGUUUCAAGCUGGAUAUCUUUAUCAAGGAAGGUUCUCACACAACCGCUGCUGAAUUGAGUAAGCAGAUCAACGACAAAGAAAGAGUAGCUGCAGCUAUGGAGAACAAGAACAUCAAAGACAUGGUGCAGAGCUGCAUCUCCUAUGAGACAAUGUAAAACCCUACAGAACCCUGCAGCUGGAGUCACGUAUGACCAUGAAACAUUUACUUUCCCAUUUCAGCUAGUUGUAGCUGCAAAGUAAUGAGAAUGUUUAUAUUGUCAUUGUAGUCAUGUUUCAACAUUAAAUUUGCAAAUUACAUUUAAAAAGAACAUUCUUAUUGAACUCUGAA